Messenger RNA from Medioppia subpectinata, 932 nucleotides. NCBI's taxonomy places the organism in Eukaryota, Metazoa, Arthropoda, Arachnida, Sarcoptiformes, Oppiidae. The record is from the annotation of a GenBank genome assembly.
GUGUGCGAGAACCGGUGCUGCGUGUCCCGGGCCGACCUGUUCCCGAAAGCGGCCAAAUGGCGCACAUCGACCACACCUAACCCGCAGGACGUGCCAAACCACUUGACUCAGGAGCUCCGGUGCGAUGAGGAGGGCUUUUUUCGCAACCCUAAUGAUUGUCACAAAUUCUACCGGUGUCAUUCAAAGAGCAUGGGCAAAUAUUCAAUCACCAUGUUUGAUUGCAAUCCGGCCGACGCUGUGUUCGAUGAGUCAUUCGCAGUGUGUGUCCCGCCGGAAGACAACGACCCUUGCGAUAAUAUUUUUAUUCCCUACCCGACGCCAUACAUCGGCAGCCUAGACCGGGCCGACCGGUGCAAACAGCUAUUCCCUAAGUUCAACAACACAGGUACCGCCAAACUGAGCUUUGUCGGUCAGAACACGUACAACAAUCCGUGUAAAGUUGAGUGUGCCCUGUGCGAGGACGAGCUGCCAAUCAACAAGGACAAUAAUCUCCGAUCGUACCCAGCUCAUAUGUCGCAGAAAGAAGACAUUAUUCAAUGCCAAGAGUCAGUGGAAGUGUUUGAACAAUAUAUGGAGGAUGGUGUCAAAUGUGGACCAUAUCAUGUGUGCGACAACCUAUGCUGCGUCGCCCACCCGGAGCUGUUCCCGAGAGCGCACAGACGGCGCGCCACCACAACAACACCGACCCCGCAGGACAUACCGUCCCACUGGACUCAGCCGCUGCCCUGUGACGAGGCUGGCUUUUUCCGUAACCCUAACGAUUGUACCAAGUUCUAUCGGUGCCACUCGAUUAAUAACAAGGGCAAAUUCACACGCACCCUGUUCAAUUGCAAUCCGCUGGACGCUGUGUUCGAUGAGUCAUUCGGAGUGUGUGUCGCGCCCGAGGAUACUGACAAUUGCGAUGACAUUUUUGGCCGCUAUUAAUGAACUUA